This is a messenger RNA of Meriones unguiculatus (Mongolian gerbil), 5517 nucleotides long. RefSeq names its product SUMO peptidase family member, NEDD8 specific (gene Senp8). Gene Ontology annotation, biological process: proteolysis. Lineage: Eukaryota; Metazoa; Chordata; Mammalia; Rodentia; Muridae. Gene Ontology annotation, molecular function: deNEDDylase activity; cysteine-type peptidase activity. The transcript has 4 exons. The record is from RefSeq and is a predicted model, not a curated record. The coding region runs from base 395 to 1060 and encodes 221 amino acids.
CCGAGUUAGACUCUCUCUCUACUACUAGAUGGAAAUGUCGUAAGGCCGGAGAGGCACGCUCUGGGUUUGCGACCUUAGUUCUCACUUUCCGGCCAGUACGGAGAUCCCUGAAGGCUGGUUGGGUUGGUGAGGCCUGAGGAAUAGCCCUCAGCUGCUGCUCCAGCCCCAUGAUUCCCUGCCUGCUGCCAUGCUCUCUGACAUGACGGUCCUGGACUCUCACCCUCUGAAACUGUACCCUAAAUACAUUCUUCUGUAAGUUGCAUGGUCAUGGUCACAGCAAUAAAAGCCUUAGCUGUCCUGGAACUGGUUCUGUAGACCAGGUUGGCCCACCUCUACCUCUUGAGUACAGUGACUAAAGCCUCUGGAGUUUCCGAGAAGCCGUGCUCAACCCAGGAUGGACCCUGUGGUCUUGAGUUACAUGGACAGUCUACUGAGACAGUCAGAUGUCUCACUAUUGGACCCGCCAAGCUGGCUUAAUGACCAUAUUAUUGGGUUUGCUUUUGAAUACUUUGCCAAUAGUCAGUUUCAUGAUUGCUCGGACCAUGUGUGCUUCAUCAGCCCUGAAGUCACCCAGUUCAUUAAGUGCACCAGCAACCCUGCAGAGAUUGCCAUGUUUCUUGAACCCCUGCGUCUUACCCACAAACAAGUUGUAUUUUUAGCCAUUAAUGAUAAUUCCAACCAGGCAGCUGGGGGUACCCACUGGAGUUUGUUAGUUUAUCUACAAGAUAAAAAUAGCUUCUUUCAUUAUGAUUCCCAUAGCAAAAGCAAUUCAAUCCAUGCAAAGCAGGUAGCAGGGAAACUGAAAGCUUUCUUAGGGAGCAAAGGAGACAAACUGGUCUUUGUGGAAGAGAAAGCGCCAGCUCAACAGAACAGCUAUGACUGUGGGAUGUACGUGAUAUGCAACACCGAGGCCUUGUGUCAGAACCUCUUUAGACGGCAGCCAGAGUCCCCGCUGCAGCUACUCACCCCGACAUACAUCACAAAGAAGCGGGCGGAAUGGAAAGAUCUAAUUGCCAGGCUUGCUAAAAAAAAAGAAGGAGCUACUGAAGAAUGCUUGUGAUGUUUGAAGUCUCCUCUUUCUGCCUUUCCCUAUGUGACAGCAUCAGUGCCUGAGGGAAAAACACUAGUAGAAGAAAGUUUACUAUGCCUGCUUCUUUGUUGUUUUGAAAGAAUGUCAUCCUCUGCGUUAUCUGAAUGGGAAGUUCACUUUAGCCCUGAGGAGAGCAGUGUGUUCUGUGAAACCGGCUUGAGCUUCUGUACCGAAACCUUACAAAAAAAAAAAAAAAACCUCAUUAUACAGUGUCAAAUAAGAGUCUUCCUUUCUUGUUGGUAUAAAAUUAAUUCCCUUUUCGUCUCCCUUCCUUCCUCACUGGCUUAUCCCAGAAAAGAAGUGAGUUCUAAGGCAAACCAAUGACAUACGAAAUCUAAAAACAUGCCAUAAAGAAAACAGCGGAAGACCCAAAAUCGUGUUGCCCAGCCAUGGUGAGAGGUGUCUGACUGGAAGUAGAUCAUGACUAACUCCACUUAUGGCCUUCAUAUUAUAAAAACAAGGCAUUCUCUGAUAGAAAACUAUCCCAUCUGCAAAUAGUUAAUAAAGAUGACUGUAGCUCAUCUUCACCUGAUUCCCGAGUGCUUUAAAAUAAAUGGCUGUGGACUGGGAACAGAACUUUGAGGUAGAGCACCUGCUGUGUUGUACUGGAAGCCCUGGACUCAAUUCCAACCUACAGUUAAAAACACAAACACUAGUGUGUGCUGCAUCUCUUGGUCAGCUCAGUGAUUGGGUAAAUUGGCUCCUCCAGAUUAAUAAUGCCUUUUCCUUAAGCAUGUGCAUAUUCCCUCAUUUUUUUUCUAACAUGCUUUGGUUGUAGAACUCACAGUUGAUCACUAACCAAGAUCAGCUGUUAUUUCAAGACAUGUUUCUCCUUUGGGUAGCUAUAGCUUUUACAUUAAUUUGGCAGAGAUGUGUUCAGUUAUGGCAUGGUAAUCUCCAGACUAUUGAUGUUAUGAAACAGAGGCCGUUUAUUUUAAAAAAGUAAAGAAGUCACCUUUCUCAAACUUCAUUCAAAAUGCAGACACUAGAGUUUUAAAAGAUGGAACCAAGUGUAAAGAGAAAUACUCUCCCUCACAAUGCUAUUGAUAAGGGUUUUGUGUUGUUGUUUUCAGUAAUUUACACAAAAAUUGGACAGACACAUUAAUUAGGUACCUGAUGACAAUUUGUAAUGCAUAUGGGAUGUAAAAACCAACGACGUGAUUCACCCACUGAAACUGACUUCAACUACUUCUCCACUCUAACCCUGAUCCCAGCCUUCAUGACCCAAAAUACCCUUUCCUGUCAGCAACCAGAGAGGUAGUUACUCAGUUCCUUGGAGCCAGGAAGGGGAAGAUGGUAAAAGUGUAGAAGCACAGGCUACAGAAGCUGCUUCAGUAAAACAGGAUCUGAAACAAGUUAGAAAAAGGAAAACAAGUUUCCAUUUCAAGUUAGUAUGUUUCAAACCAAAAGACUUAAUGAAAGAUAUGAGGCAGAAAAAAUCUUAGAAAUUGGCAGUGAGCCUUAGAUGAAACAACAGCAUAGGGACAGUGGUUGCUUAUAGGCCAACAGUGGAGAUAAAGACAGCAAAGCAGUGUCAUUUCAGUGACUGUUGACUUAGGCAGCUGAUCUAGACCAUCAGAGAAUCUACCCUCUCUGGGGAAACUUGUCUUUCUGAUAAUACAAAGUAUGCUUGUUGGCUUAAAUAUCAGAUAGACUCCCAUUUAAGCAUAUGAGAGCAGUCUUACCUAAUGCCCUAAGAAAUGAAUUAUUUUUUUAACUAAACUACUAAGAUUUUCUUUAAAAAUAUAAAAAUGUAUUCUCUUUUUCCAAAUACAUCAUAUAGUUGAAACCAAGCCACAAGUUAGUCUCUUUUUAAAAUAUGAGUAGGCUUGGAGAGAUGGCCCAGAGGGCUAAGAUGUGUGCCACCAAACCUGAGGACCUGGAUUUGAUCUCCAGGUCCUACUUAGUAGAAUUGGCUCCUUGUAAAUUGUCCUCUAAGUGUAAGAAAAUCUUGAAUGUAUCAUUUGAAAGUGUUGACAUUGUAAAUUACAGGGGGGUUUGAGACAGGAUUUCUCUGUGUAGCCCUGGCUGGCCUUGAACUCACAGAGAUCCACCUGCCUCUGCCUGGCCUUUUAAUCUUUUUGUUUGUUUGUAAAUAACAGAGUUUGAGCUGACACCAUAUUAUUUCACUAGAUAGCAGGAUAGUCCAUAAGCUAUAAAACCUUCUCAACCAUACACCAUUAAUGAUAUACUAAUAAUACUAUACUGCUAAUAAUAUAAAUAUAUUAAUAAUACUAAUUUAAUAUAAUACAGUUUUGAUUUCAGAUAUCCUAUUGUGCUGCCCCAUAAAUAUAUUAAAAUUUGCCCAACCUGGGUCUCAAUAUGAAGUUGAGAAGUUAUCAUAUAUAAAUUCAACAUUAGCUGGUAAUGUAUAUAGUAACAUAUAUACAUAUAUAAGUGUGUGUGUGUGUGUGUAUAUAUAUAUACAUAUACACUCUACCUUGGCCAUACCUUCAACCCUAUUGUUUAUUUUUUCACUUUGGGUUUUGGGGUUGGGUUGAAUUUUUUUUGUUUUUUUGAGAAAGGACUUCUCUGUGUAGCUGUAGCUGGCCUGGAACUCAGGUCUGCCUGCCUCUGCCUCCUGAAUGCUGAGAUUAAAGGUCGUGUGUGCCACCAAACCUAGCUCUCUCUCUCUCUCCAUAUGAUUCUCAUAACCCUAGUCAUUCUAGAAGUCACUAUUUAGACCUGGCUGGCUUCAAACUCAGACAGAGGUCCACCUGCCUUCUCUGCCUUCCAAAUGCUGAGAUUUUAUUUUAUAUUUUUUUGAGUCAAGGUUUCACUUUGUAGCCCAGGCUAGCCUGAAGCUCACUAUAUAGCUAAUGCUGGCCUGGAACUCACAGCAGUUCUUUGGCCUCAAGGCCCCAAAUUCUGGGAUUAAAGAGUAGAACCACCAUGCCUUGCUAAUUUGAGAUUCAGGGCAGCUCUGUGGAACAAUGCUCGUGUGUUUAGGUGAGUGUGAUGAGGACUGACUAGCAGUGGGAAACAUGACAGACACUGAAAUAAGCAUUACUUCCCUCUGUCAUUCUUUCUCCUUGCAUUUUAAAAACCAAUAGCAAGUUUCAAAAACUUUGUUUUAGCUAGGCAUGAUGGUGCAGGUCUCUAAUCCCAGCUCUUCAGGAAGCUGAAAGGGGAGGGAUGCAAAAUACAAGGCCAGAAAAGAGGCUGGGCAGUGGUGACUCAUUCCCUUGAUCCCAGCAUUUGGGGGCAGAAGCAAGUGGAUCUCUGGGAGUUAGAGGCCAGCCAGGUAAGUAAAAGGGGACUGGGUAUGAUACAGUUCAGUGGUAGAGCACUUGUCUGUCAUGCUUUGAGGACCCAAGUUUGGUCCCUAGUUUUCUACGGAUACAAACAAAAUUAAAGUUAGACUGGCUGCAGUUAGAAGCAGUCGAUGAGUCGCAUGUAGCAGGCACUCAGGAGGCAGGGGCAGGAGGGCCUCUGCGUCCCAGGACAGUCGUGAGGAAAUAGUGAGGCACUGUCUCAACAAUUUUUUUAAAGCCUGAUAAGUACUACUAAGUUCAAACAAGAAACUUACUCAAGUACAGUAAAUGCUAACAAAUAACCCACAUAGCAUACUGCGUUACGCAGUUAAGUACUUGAGAUACCCAUAAAAAUGUAUGUGCACAUAUUGCUGUAUUUUAAAGUACUAGAUACAUUAUAAAGGUUUUUACACAUAUAUAGUCAUCUUUUACUGAUGCCUUUUUUUUUUCAGGGAUGGGGAAAUUGAGACAGUCUCUCAGCCCGGGCUGGCCUAGAGCUUGCUCUGCAGUCACACCUGGGACUGGAACCUCGGGUGCUCAGGCCUCCACCUCUAGAGGAUGAGAUACAGGUAGAUGCCUCCACUCCUGCCUAAUCUCACUUGUUCUCAUGUCUUCUUUCCAGGUGUCACUAUUCCCAUUUUAUAAUAAACUCAAAGAAUGUUAACCAUGCCACCUGUGUCUCCUCACAUCCUGCGCACCUAACCCUCCCCCACCUGAGAAAGCAAGGCAAGAAGUCCUUGCUCGAAUAACUUCUAAUGCAAUCUUGCUUUCCUUUCGGAAUUUAACAUGUUCUGCUGGUGUGCUGCAGAAACUAGCAGUAACUGCCACAUAACUGUUAGGCAGCAGAAGCUGGGUAGGAACUGGCUUUGUUUUAUACAUUAGGUCAUCGUUGGACGAGCUCCUGAUGUCGAUGUACUGAUCUAAGGUUCUGGAAAAAGCCCUACUGUACACUUCCUAUUUUAAAUGGCCCUUCAUAUUUUUUAUAUAUGAAAGAUGGGGAAUAUAACAAGAACAGACAUCUGGAGAAUCUAUUAAAAGGGAAGGGGGGACUUUAGGGAUGUGUCAAAAAAUCAAGACUCAGCAAAGAUAAAGUGUUUUACACAAUGUAAGGAAAACUAGUCACCAAGUUCCAACAAGAGGUGGAAUUUCCAUUAAGGAAAAUGAAGUGUUAAA